AUGAAACCAAAUUUAUUAUUGGAAUACCAAUCUCAAAUAGCCUCCCCAAUCAUACAAACAUUUUCGAGAAUUCUAAGAGAGGAGAGAGAAAACGAGUAUGAUGAUGAUCAUGACGAUAAAGACGAUGAUUCUCCCACCCACAAAGCAAUAAUCAUAAUUAUAGCUUUGUGCAUAGGAUUAUUGAUAAUUGGAAUUCUUGCAUAUAUUAGUAGAUGUCUCUAUUUGAGAUGGAAACAAAAAAAAUAAGCGUAAGUUAGACAAUAAUCUGAAGUUGCUUAUUAAUAAUAAGUGGUUUAGAUAGAAUCUCUUUGCGUCUAAACGUAAGAACUGGCUUAAUGCCCAAUUUGUUUAAUGCCAAUCCCAUGUUACUUGAAGGUAGUAACACCUUGUAAUCACCCCUUCCAUAAGGCAUGUCUCAAUUUAUGGCUUCAAGUUGAAAAAAUUUGUCCUUCCUGCAGAGCAUCUCUAAAUUAAUGA
Messenger RNA from Paramecium octaurelia, 477 nucleotides. Lineage: Eukaryota; Ciliophora; Oligohymenophorea; Peniculida; Parameciidae. The record is from the annotation of a GenBank genome assembly.